Messenger RNA from Erpetoichthys calabaricus (reedfish), 2684 nucleotides. It is a transcript of the gene fam149b1, whose product is annotated as family with sequence similarity 149 member B1. Gene Ontology annotation, biological process: protein localization to cilium; cilium assembly. The record is from RefSeq and is a predicted model, not a curated record. Lineage: Eukaryota; Metazoa; Chordata; Cladistia; Polypteriformes; Polypteridae. The transcript is spliced from 16 exons. Bases 410 to 2395 code for a protein of 661 amino acids.
GUUGUUAUGGUGCUAACCCUCAAAUGAUCAAAACAACUGUAUUCUGAAUCGCUGUUUACCUUGCUUACAAUGCAAGGUUAUUAUUCGUACAAGAAAAUAAUAUAUUAAAAACGUAAUAGGACACGUUUUAUUUAUGAAAACUUAUUCGUUUCUAUAUUGUUAUGUGUUCAAUUUUUUUUUCCACGCGAAGUUACAACUUUAAAAGUAGGCCUGGGAUAAGCCUUGGAGUGGAUUGAAGGGUGUGACGGAGCUGGAUAGGAUGUUCAGUCCUCGGCAAAAAAAAUCAAAGGGACCGAGGUUCAGCGGAGAGUCAACAAAAAAAAGGACAGUCGAGGAAAAUUUAAAAUAAAUGAACAAAUGAGUAAAAUAUAUGUAAUAAUACAAAACGACGGAAGGGGAGAAGAAAAGAAUGAUCUCCAGGUACAACCGAAAGCCCAUCUCCCACAGCCUCGAGAUACGUGGAUUAUCGAAAAGCAAUAUUGAACAUCACCCAUUGCCAGAGAAGGAUAAUGUUUAUCUCCCACAAAAUUUCCUGCAUGAUGUCAAGGACGCUGUUUCUGCUUACCAAAGAGAAUCUGAGGACUCCGAUGAAUCAAGUUGUCGAACGGUUACUGCAGAAGAGUUAGCAAAUUCUUGGUCUGCCAUUCAGAGCUACACUGGAACUGGAGUUUCCACAGAACGAAGUUCAGUCUUCUCCUGGGGCUAUGAUGAAUUUGAUAAAGCAGCAUCAAGGCAGGUGCAGCAAAUGUUUGAGGAAAUUGAUGAACUUCUAUAUGAGUGUAAACCAUGUGGACAAAUGCAGAGUCUUGAAGAGGAAUGUGAACAGUGGAAAUCACGUUUCCCACAUCUCAGAAUACUGGGUACACAGAUGGUGAUGCCAACUGAUGAGGGUUACAAGUGGUAUUCAACGCCAGGGAGUUGUGAUUCUAUUUCCACUACAGCAAGCAAUAGCAGAGAGAAAUCUUCCAAUGAGCUCAGUGUCCUUGGAAAGAAGGUCCCAUUCUCAGUGUCCAGGCCAAAUACAGAUAACACAUUAUCUGGGAAUGAUGAGAACAUUGUGAAUCCGAAUGAGGAGACUGGAGUGAUUGAGGCAGAAGGAUUGGUAGAGGAGUACUUAGCUUUUGAUUGUAGGGAUAAAGAGGAAGAGGGAGCAGAAAAGAGACGUGACUAUCAGUCUCAAAGAAAAUGGAUGGGCUUUCCGCCUGUUACACCUUUUCACUGCAUGAAGGAAGCGGUGCUGGACACCAUGUUUGAGGAGGUGUGGAGGGAAGUUGUUGGCUGCAUGGAGGAGCUGGUUCGCCGACACUGGGAGGGAUCUGUUUCUGAUGAUGAGCGAAAUGCAGUGACCAUUGCAAAAAAGGUGGAUUACUCGAGUCCAUUCAUGCUGUUCUCUGCCUUGACUAUGGUAGCACCACAGGUGACCCAGGCUCGACAGCUAUCUUCUACUCCAAAUCCCGCAAUGCAGAGCCAGCAGCCUAAGUCUCGAAGGAAGUCCAAAAAGACAAGGAAGUCUUCCACUGCUGCUCGAGCACACAGUUUGACUGGAAGCCAACAGCAUAGUCUUAAUGACUUAAUUGUUAUCCAGGGAAUACCAUUACAACAAAGACACCUGCCAGUGCCUGACAGAAUACAGGAAACUGAAGCAACUGCCCGUCCUGGUUCAAGCACUGUUUCCUCAAAUAAACCCCGUCCAAGGCGCCCACAAGAGCAGAACAGUUCUCUGUCCCGUCUUCCACAGUCUGCAAGGAGGCGCAAUCCUCUGCCUCGUACACUGCACCCUAUCAACUCUGGCCUGACCCAGUCAGGAUCUACUGUCUACCUCGAUGAGGUCGUUCGAGGAACACGGCUAGCCACGGCAAAUGACCGUCUGUCUUCCCCACCAAUGCCUCUGAGCAGAAAUAACCUUCUCCCACCGAUUAGUACUGGUGAACCAGAACACUCAAAUGUACAGCAGCAUAGCAGUCGACAGCAACUUAAGCACUGGGGUACUCCAAGUCGUGCACACAGUGCCCUGACUGAUGACAUGGGAGGUCUCCCUUCAAAAGACCGACUACAAGGGUUCGAUUUACUCUCUCGGCCGAGUACAACACACACGUUCAGGUCAGACACUCCAUAUCGACGCUCUUUCACAGUUUUGGACAGCAUAAGCCAAACACGUCCUGGUCGAGGAUCUGCUGGUACAGAUUCCAUCAGCAUUGGAGUCACUGGAGUUAGCCUGGGAAUCAGUAGUUCAUCUUUCAUAGACUCUUUCUACUAUCAUCCACUGGGACACUCUCCAAUUGAAGAUGAGGAGGAAAAUGAAGAGCAGCCAUCUCCAGGCCUCCAGAUCCCCGUUCCUAAUCGCUCUCAGACUAGAGGUGGACUGAUGUUGAAAAACAGUCGCCAAGGACUGUAACCUUCCUUCAGGGACUUCAGGGCAUAACAAACAAAAACUGUGCAAGAAUAGUGCUUGAGACUUCAAUACUCCGUGAAAUGUUUACCUUUUUUGUGACUCCUACUUUUGCAGAAACAUAUGGAGCGUCUUCAACUUGUUAGUAGCCUAUUUUUAUACAUUUUAUUAGAUUGGUUAUGGCUGCCAAAGACAAAACACAAAUCAUCUAGUUGGUGCAUUUUCAUAAUUGCCUCCCCAGAUGUAUAUUUUAAUACUUUUUUAUUAAAUUAAAAACCUAGUUCUGUUUCCAAAA